Molecule: messenger RNA, 369 nt
Organism: Penicillium soppii
Lineage: Eukaryota; Fungi; Ascomycota; Eurotiomycetes; Eurotiales; Aspergillaceae
Exons: 2
Coding region: 1-369 (122 amino acids)
Source: RefSeq, a predicted model, not a curated record
AUGGGCGACUUUAAUACGGAAGCGUUCACCUUAUUGGGGGUAGCAAUUGUGAUUAUCGGCCUCAGAACCAGUGCAAGAUGGAUCAUGGUUGGUCCUAAAAAUUUCCAAGUUGAUGAUUAUCUGAUGUUGGUGGCAUGUGUGGUGUACGGAUUGGAAACUGGCGCUGCAUACAUCGUGGGCGCGUGGUUCAUGGGCCUUGCCAAUAAUGCGAUGACAGAUGAACAAAGAUCAACUUUAUCCUCUGAUUCAGAAGAAUAUCGCCUCCGCGUGGGGGGCUCCAAGGUACAGGUGGCCGGCUGGUCUUUAUAUACUCUUUUACUAUGGCUGCUCAAAACGUGUAUGGCCAUCUUCUAUUCUCGAUUGACGUGA